Messenger RNA from Tripterygium wilfordii, 1553 nucleotides. RefSeq names its product peroxidase 60. Gene Ontology annotation, biological process: response to oxidative stress; hydrogen peroxide catabolic process. The record is from RefSeq and is a predicted model, not a curated record. Lineage: Eukaryota; Viridiplantae; Streptophyta; Magnoliopsida; Celastrales; Celastraceae. The transcript has 5 exons. The coding region runs from base 402 to 1379 and encodes 325 amino acids. Gene Ontology annotation, molecular function: heme binding; peroxidase activity. Gene Ontology annotation, cellular component: plasmodesma; plant-type cell wall.
GUGUGAAUAGUUCAGUGAUGCAGUGAUUGGGUGGGUAGGUUAUGGAAAAACAUGAAGACUUGGGUCUUUUAGUCGGUGGUUACUAGUGGAGAUGACGUAAAUGUCCCAACUUGCGAGGCUAAUUAUGUAAAAAGCAUAUGGUUUCCUGUGAUGCCGAAGACACGAGGGAGGAAGAUGCCACAUUCUAGGGGCUUGUCCAUUAUGCCUGACAACGAAUGCUUUAGAGCCACGUAGUUUCAACACCAGGUCCAAGCUUAACAUGGGUGCACGUCCUGUUUACAGAACAUACCCUCAGAGUUCUUCGUGCAAGCCAUUCAAUUCCUCUCUUAUUCCUUCUACUCACUUCAUUAUAAAAAGAUGGAGAAUGCAGUUUCUUCUUGUAUCGUUCAAAAAGCAGCAAGAUGAAGAUGCAUACAGCAGCAGCAUUGGCACUAUUCCUUGGCCUUUUCUUUGUGAACUUCACUGGUCAAUGCUAUGGUGCACUGGAGUAUGGGUUCUACAACAGAAAAUGUGGAUUUCUCAAUGUUGAGUCUAUGGUGUCCAGGUUAGUAGCUGCAAAUUUUAACCAGGACAAAACUACAGCUGCUGCUCUCCUUCGCUUGCAGUUCCAUGAUUGCUUUGUCAAUGGAUGUGAUGCAUCAAUACUGCUAGAUGGGAGCUCAAGUGAGAAAACUGCUCCUCCAAAUCUAAGCGUGAGAGGAUAUGACAUUAUUGAUGCAAUAAAGACAACUUUGGAAUUUAUCUGUCCCGGAGUCGUAUCUUGUGCUGAUAUCAUCGUUAUGGCUACCAGAGAUGCUGUUUCCUUGAGUCAAGGAGGGAGGUACGAAGUACAAACAGGGCGAAGGGAUGGUUUGGUAUCUCUAGCUUCCAAUGUCAAUCUCCCAUCACCUGAUUUCACAGUUUCUCAAUCCAUUAAUGCAUUUUCUCAGAAAAAUCUUAGUCCAACAGACAUGGUUUACCUUCUCGGGGGUCACACUAUUGGGAUAGCACAUUGUGCCUUCUUCCAGAAUCGUCUCUAUAAUUUUAACAAUACUGGGAAGCCUGAUCCUACCAUGCCUGCAUCGCUACUUGCAGCGUUGAUGAAUACCUGUCCGCAGAAUUCAGCAAGUUCCGGUUUUGCUAAUCUCGACCAGAAUCCUGCAAGUGCAAACAUUUUCGACAAAUCAUACUACAAUCAAAUAUUGUCGCGUAGAGGAGUCCUUGAAAUAGACCAAGAGUUAGCUCAGGACCCCCAGACAAGAGGCAUAGUGAUGGCAAUUGCUUCUGGCAAUAGCUUUUUGACCAACUUUGGUAAUGCCAUGGUUAAGUUGGGAGCUCUAGAAGUCCUCACAGGAACGCAAGGAGAGAUCAGGAGAUCUUGUCGAUCGGUCAACAGCUGAUACUGCUUUCAACAUGCAUACUUGAUAAAUGAUUCAUCACAUUUGUUAUCUUCAUUUCUCUUCAUUCUUUCAUUUUGGUUCUAUUUUGAGUGACUCUGUAAUUUGGAAUGAAUUCUGAGUGUGUUGUGUAUUCAUUGUAUUUUGUCGUUGGAAUUUUGAAAUGAUUGAUUGAUC